AUGUCUUUCCGACGCCCUGCUCCUUUUUCAUCCUCUGCCUCCUCUUCCUGCUCGACCUUGUCGUCAUCCACUUCGGCAACUGUUCUGGAGUACUUGGACGUAUUGACUGAUCCUUGCAUUCUCUUCCGGGUGUUCUUACCACUCUUGGAACUUCGUCUACGUACAGCUCUCGUCCCUCCCGACUCGAUGAUGGACACUGCCUCUGACCGUACACCCGCUCCGGACUCCACGUUAAGGUGCCUCUUUCCUAUUGCUGAACUACAUGGCCAGGCCCUUGCGUUCCGGACGGAACGCGACUAUCACCUUCACUAUGCCCUCGCCGAGAUCACAUUUCAUCCCCGUCUCGUUGCUUCUUUGAUGGUGACCUGCUCGCGAACAUACUACGCCGUACGAGCCCUUCUUCGUGAUCGUGGACUUCAAUAUGCCUUCUACGUGGAACGCACACCCGAUCUUCCACGGUCACAUUCUUCUCGACCGUGCCUGUCCAUCUUCCAUCCGUUUUGUCCACAACAAGUCCGCGGAAUGGCGUUACACCGUGGACUUCAGCAUUGGGUCUUCAUUCCCUCCAGCUACCAGGAGUUACCUCUGAUCCGGCUCGGACGUCGGGGUCCUUCCGGGACAAUCGCGCACACAGCCGUACGUCUCCUCCCCGGUCUCGACGACAUCGCAGCCGCACCCCGGUGUCCAAUACACCGGAACAUCACCGCCACCGCAACCGUGGCACUUCGAUCAGACAACAUCGACAUCGAGAUCCUGAUGCUGAUUCUCCCCCACGACGUCGGCUACACUACUCUUCACCACGGCCAUCGUCUCGACGACAUCCUCUUCCUUCCGACUCUGACCGACGGGCACCACACUCUGACAGCCGGGUGCACUCCACCCCUCCACCUCAUGAUGAUCCAUCCCACUAUUCUUCCUCCGGUGCACCUCCAGCUCGACGUGAACCUCGAACGCUACGAAGACAUCUAUUCGCUCGGCGCCAACUGGGAAACCACCGACCUCUUCCUUGACGCGAACCCAGACCGCGGUUUCCCUUUACCGCGCAAUGUCGUAGACACUGCCUUUACCCGGCGUCUCGGCAUCGCCGAAAUGCCUAUUCAUCUCGUCCCUAUUGUGUCGCUUACCCCGAAUGCGGGGCAAGCAUGGAUCGUCCGCCUGCUGGCGGCUGGCCGCCCUCUGGUGAUUGAAAUUUUCAGGACGCGGCAGGAAGCGCUUUUGGCGUCAUUCAUUAUUCGGACGCUCCGCAAGUCCUCGGACCAAUACGACAUCUCUGAUGUCCUUAAACAAAACAACUACACGACAACCAUACCGUUGCUACCGAAGGCCCACGCGACCUUACCGUAUGGGCGUAUCGCGCUCAGCUCUUGCAACACGUGGCGGACAAGGUUGCUGCGACGAUUAAUGAUCUACUACCCCACGGAGAAGGUGCAGCCGGAGGACGACCUGGACUUCUGGAACAAAUUCAACGAUUGCAGCAGGACAACGACCAGCUCAGGUUGCUUGCCGCUGGCACCGGCGCCGAGACCUUACCUCAUCCACUUGCAGAACCGAACCCUCCACCAGAUGCUGCCACCAGACUCCGGGACUCCUUUUCCAAGUUCGAACGACUUGAUCGCCGCGCUGUCCUCGCUUCCAACUCCCCCAAAUCCGCCUCUACCGCCGAUGUGA
Symbiodinium sp. CCMP2592 is the source of this 1668-nucleotide messenger RNA. The record is from the annotation of a GenBank genome assembly. Lineage: Eukaryota; Dinophyceae; Suessiales; Symbiodiniaceae.